AUGUGCGUUUACGUGAUCAUGCUAGCGUGUGGCAUUGUGCCCGGGAUGCUCGUGGCGUUUCUCGAGACCCGCCCGUUUGUUCGGGUGGUUGUUGAGGUUAUCGGGUCGGGUUUGGAGCUCCAUAUGAUGGCGGUUACGAGCUUGGCACUCGUGGUAUCGGUUAACGAAGGAAUGUACGGGUUUGAUGCGAUUCGGGUCGGGUCGGGUUUGAUGGAGGGGAAACGGGUAUGCGGGUGGGUUUUGUCCGGGUUGUUUGUUUUGUUUUCGGGUUUGGUUCGUGGCACGAUGGAAAUGUCGAUGGCCAUGGCGAUGGACGGUUCGGAUUUCAAGAGGGUUGAAUCAACGGUUGUGAUUAACUUGUUGUGGGAUAAUAUGGUUUGGAUUUUUUUGUAUGGUUUGAUGGUUCAAUGGAGCUUUGUUGUUACAACUGUUUUUUACUUUGAUCUAAAAAAAAGAGAUUCCAUAAAAAGCGAUAGAGAUAGUGAGAUUAGUUUAGUCUAA
This is a messenger RNA of Solanum tuberosum (potato), 501 nucleotides long. RefSeq lists its product as uncharacterized. NCBI's taxonomy places the organism in Eukaryota, Viridiplantae, Streptophyta, Magnoliopsida, Solanales, Solanaceae. The record is from RefSeq and is a predicted model, not a curated record. The transcript has a single exon. The coding region runs from base 1 to 501 and encodes 166 amino acids.